Molecule: messenger RNA, 2577 nt
Organism: Cucumis melo (muskmelon)
Lineage: Eukaryota; Viridiplantae; Streptophyta; Magnoliopsida; Cucurbitales; Cucurbitaceae
Product: G-type lectin S-receptor-like serine/threonine-protein kinase LECRK3
Exons: 1
Coding region: 85-2493 (802 amino acids)
Biological process (GO): protein phosphorylation
Molecular function (GO): ATP binding; protein serine/threonine kinase activity
Source: RefSeq, a predicted model, not a curated record
GCAACAAAUCCCCAUUUUUUCUUCCUAUGGACGGAUGAUAUCUUCUAGCUUUCCUAUUCUAUUUAUACAAAGAAUAAAACUUCCAUGGCUUGUAUGAUUCCUCAUAUUUUUCUCUUGCUGCCUUUAGUGGUUUAUGCUCAAAGUAAUAGCAUGCUAAACGUUGGUGGCUCUCUUAUUGCUGGUGAUGCUUCUGCUUCUCCAUGGAUUUCUCCAGCUGAUCAUUUCGCAUUUGGAUUCCGGGAAGUCGAUGACGGGCUAUUCUUACUUUGUAUAUGGUACAACAAAAUAGAUGAAAAAACUAUAGUUUGGUUUGCUCAACAUGAUCAAAAUCCAGUCCCGAAGGGUUCAAAGGUGGAAGUAACUGCUUCAAAUGGUUUAUUGCUUAAAAGCUCUCAAGGUGGAGAACUUUGGAAAUCAGGUCCUACUUCAAGUGUGGUAGCCUUUGGUACAAUAUAUGAUACGGGAAAUUUGGUGCUUCUAGACUCAAAUACUACUCCCUUAUGGGAGAGUUUCAACCAACCUGUGGACACUUUGCUUCCUACUCAAAAAAUGGAGGUAAACAACUUUCUUUCUUCGCGCAAAUCACAAAAUACUUACUCACUAGGAAAGUUUCAACUUCGUUUCUCUGAAGGUAAUCUUGUGCUCAAUACGAGAAGUUUGCCCACCACGUAUGCCUAUGAACCUUACCAUGUCAUACAAGCUUUCGAGGGUAAUCAAGUUGUCUUUGAUGAAGACGGUUUCUUGUAUAUAAUGCAAAGAAAUGGAAAGAGAGUAAACAUUAGUGAACCCGAAGGCACUUACCCGGCUAACACUCAUUAUUACCAAGUCACUCUCAAUUUUGAUGGUGUGAUCUCUGUAAGUCACCAUUCAAGGAAUCCCUCAGCUUUUAAUGCAACAUGGAUGCACUUUAAGAAGAUACCAAAUAAUAUAUGUGUUGCUAUGCGAGGAAACUUGAGUUCUGGAGUUUGUGGAUACAAUAGUAUCUGCACAUUAAACAAUGAUCAAAGGCCAAGUUGCAAGUGCCCACCUGGUUAUUCAUUAAUUGAUCUGAAUGAUAAGUACAGCGAUUGCAAACCUAAUAUCCAGCCAAUAUGUGAAGGCGGUGAGAAAAAUUUAAUCAAUGAUCUAUAUAGUCUACAAGAUCUUCCAAAUACUGAUUGGCCAACUCAAGAUUACGAGUUAUUCAAGCCUUUUACAGUUGAAGAGUGCAAGAAUGCAUGCUUGCUUGAUUGCUUCUGUGUAGUAGUUGUAUAUAGAGAUAAUAGUUGUUGGAAGAAGAAACUGCCACUUGCUAAUGGGAGGAAAGAUAGCAGUGAAAGAUCUAUUUCUUUCCUAAAAUUAAGAAGAAACAUUAGUUCUAUAGGACAAGACUCCAAUCUUCCAAGAUCUAAAGGAAAGAAGAACCAAGACACAUUAGUUCUUGUGCUUUCUAUAUUGCUCGGUAGCUCUCUAUUGAUCAUUCUAGUAUUGGCUAGUUUUAUAUCUCGAGGUUUCAUCUACCACCGCAGAAAGAAACAUACAAGUGAUUUCCUACCAAGAGGAAAUUUUGGUAGUAUGCAGAAAUUUACAUUUAAAGAACUUAGAGAAGCUACAAAUGGGUUUAAGGAAGAACUGGGACGAGGAUCUUGUGGCAUUGUUUACAAAGGGGUAACUGAAGUUGGCUCUAUUGCUGUUAAGAUAUUCAACCAUAUGUUUGAAGAUAGUGAGAAAGAAUUCAAAACUGAAGUGAUUGUAGUUGGUGAAGCACAUCACAAAAAUAUCACUCGACUACAUGGAUAUUGUGAUGAUGGUAAAAAGUGCAUGUUAGUUUAUGAGUUUCUGAGCAAUGGCAGCCUAGCAAGCUUUCUUUUUGGUGAUACAAAGCUCAGUUGGGAUCUCAGAACCAAAAUAACCUACGGAAUAGCAAGAGGCCUCUUGUACUUACACGAAGAAUGCAACACCGAAAUCAUCCAUUGCGAUAUAAAACCCCAAAAUGUACUUCUUGAUGAACACUACAAUCCCAAAAUUUCUGAUUUUGGAUUGGCAAAGCUAUUGAAAAUAGAUCAAAGUAGAAAUAGAGUUGAAACUAAUAUCAAAGGAACGACGGGGUAUAUCGCUCCAGAUUGGUUCAAGUCAACCCCACUGACUACCAAGGUUGAUGUGUAUAGUUUUGGUGUCCUGAUGCUAGAAAUUAUAUGUUGUAGAAGGAAUGGAGAUAUGGAAGUUUAUGAACAAGGAAGAGAAAUAUUGGUAGAUUGGGCCUAUGACUGCUAUCAGCAAGGAAGAUUAGAUGUUUUAGUUGAAGGGGAUUUUGAGGCCAUUGAUGACAUGGGGAGGUUAGAAAGGUUUGUGAUGGUUGCAAUUUGGUGUAUUCAAGAGGACCCAUCUCAAAGACCCACAAUGAGACAGGUCAUUCCUAUGCUUGAAGGCAUAGUUCCUGUUUCUACUCCUCCAAGUCCCUGCCCAUUCAGCUCCACCUCCAGAGAAGUUUCUUCUAUCCAAUUUGUACAAUAACUUCCUUAGUUCAAUAUACACCAGCAUGUUUACAGAACAAAAAGUAUAUUACGUUUUGAGAGAGAAAUGUCUUUGACUAAUUAA